Durusdinium trenchii is the source of this 1131-nucleotide messenger RNA. NCBI's taxonomy places the organism in Eukaryota, Dinophyceae, Suessiales, Symbiodiniaceae. The record is from the annotation of a GenBank genome assembly.
AUGGCAGACGAAGGUCAGACAGCACUCGUGCAGCAAAAUGCUACUAAGAUUCUACAAAAUGGUUCCAGGAGCAGAGAGAGAAGCGAGAUCAUCGAGAUCGAAGUCGCUCCAGAGAUGACCGUCACACCAAGCAAUUUGCACCCAGCAAAGAAGCCAAAUGCCAAGUGCAAGUUUUGCCAGAGGGCAAGCAAAGUUUGCAAAGCUGCCGCUGCCCCGAAAAAGGGCAAAGAGGAGGCUCGGAGUGAAGCCGCGCCUUCAGAUACGUCAACAUCAAUGUGGCUGAUUUUGCAGGAAGCAGACGACGAAGAGGAUUACUCUCGCCGUACCUUCAACUGCAGUCCAAUCCUAAAGGAUCAAAUCCUGGGCUCCAGCUACUUCAAGAGCAUGCUGCAGCUCACCACCAUAGACGAGAUCAUUGAAGAGAUCAAGAAUUACGCUGAUACAUUGGACGUAUACAAUUCGGGAAGCAGCACUUCACCCUCCAACUUUGUUUGUCAGGUGUACCGCAUCUUCACGCUUCCUGAAGCAGAAGACCUGUCCCAACUGCAGGUGAUUCUGGAGAACCCGACACCCAUUGUGCGUUGUGCUGGAUUUGUCUACUUGCGCUUUGUGGUUCCAGCUGCUAAGCUUUUUGAGAAGUUCGAAGAGUAUCUCUUUGAUGAAAUGGAGUUGAAAUACCAGGAUGCAGGUCGGACGGUGACGACCACCAUUGGUGAUUACGUUGAGGGCCUUCUGGGGAAGGAAAAGUAUUUCAACCGACCGCUGCCUCGAGUUCCCGUGAAGGUGAAGCAGCAAUUGGAAAGGGAGCUAGCGCCAAUCAGUCAAUAUCGAAAGCGCAUGGAGGCCCAUAUGAAACAUAACAUCAAGAAGAUCGCCGGCACCCCCGUGGAGGUCUUCCACGAUGGACAGUGGGUCCCUGGCACUGCCCAAGAUUUCACAGGCAAGCACGUGAAGGGGCGCAAGGUCAGAGUGGAACUCGACAAUGGACAAGAGGUGAAUGUUCACAUGGGCAAGGUGCCUCGCCGUAUGUUGUCGUCAGUCGAAGAAGAGGUCGAUUCUUCGAGAUGCAUGCUCAUUGGACAAACCCACCGAGAGAGCAAGGCGGCAAGACAUGGCAGUAGUGAAGACUGA